Chrysoperla carnea is the source of this 872-nucleotide messenger RNA. RefSeq names its product E3 ubiquitin-protein ligase complex slx8-rfp subunit slx8-like. The transcript has 3 exons. Bases 105 to 803 code for a protein of 232 amino acids. NCBI's taxonomy places the organism in Eukaryota, Metazoa, Arthropoda, Insecta, Neuroptera, Chrysopidae. The record is from RefSeq and is a predicted model, not a curated record.
ACAAAAUUCAAAGUAAAAAUUUAUUUUUUAUUUUAGUUAUCGUUUAGUCAUCUAAAGAAGUACGUAACGUAUAAACAAUUAAAAAAAUAUUUAAUUAAAAGAACAUGGAGCGAGCACGUAAAUGUAGAAAGGUGCACUCUUCAUUCAAAAAGCGUUCAAACAACGAAGGUUUGGAGACUCCAAGAUUAAGACCUAGAAAAACGUCUUUCACUACUAGAUCUUCAGCAAUAUACCUAUCUAGCGACAGUGAUGGCGAAGAAGUUGGAGCUCGAGGACGUAUAGCAAAUCCUUGGAAUGUAGACUUUGAUGUAGCUGUUAAUGAGGAUUUCAAUGCUUUAGAUCGAAAUCUGAAUUUUGAAAUGGAUAAUAUGUUUAGAUCUUCAAAUUUUAUUGAUUACGACGUAGAAGAUUCUGAUGUUAAUCAAUUUAAUCCAUCAGUAUUAUCGGAUUUAAUUGAUAAUGAUGUUCCAAUUGAAUAUCAUGAUCAAACACUUGAUAUCACCGACGAAGAUGAUGUUGAAUACGUUGGUUCAUGCAGUGUUGAAUACGUUGGUUCACGCAGUGGUACAUCACAGAAAGCAAAACCAACAACAUCAUCUUCAACAUCAGAUGGUGUAGAAAAAAAAAACGAAUGUCCAGUGUGCUUGGAAUAUUUUAGUCAAUCUAGACCAAUGUAUUCAACUUUUUGUGGACAUGUGUAUUGUAAAGAUUGUAUUUUUCAAGUACUAAAAACCUCUAAAAAAUGUCCAAAUUGUCGUAAAUCGUUAAACAAGAAUAAGGUUCAUCCAAUAUACUUAUAUUAAUUUCUUUUUUUAUAAAGUUUCUUACUCCUCAAGAGAUUAACUGUACUUUUAUAAUUUAUAUUUUCUGCU